AUGAGGUCUCCAGUGCAGGGUCGACCGUUGAUAUUAUACACAUCCUCCGGUGAUGUUGCUAUUGGAGCACUACUGGCUGAAGAAGACGAAGAAGGCGUCAAGCAUCCAAUUCACUAUUUCAACCGAACCAUGAAGGAUGCUCAACUCAGAUACCAGAAAGAUGAAAGAGAAUGCCUGGCGCUAGCUCAUGCAAUGCAAAUAUUCAGGCAUUAUUUACUAUCCAACAGAGUUGUGCUUGUAUCCAAAGAUGAUCCCAUAAAGUUUUUACUCUCUAAGCCCGCUCUGAUAGUAAGACCUGGAAAGUGGCUGCUUCAGAUGUCGGAAUUCGACAUAGUAUGUGUUUCCCCCAAAGAAAUCAAAGGUCAAGAAGUAGCAGAUUUACUAGCGGCGUUCCCAGGAGAAGAUUCUGCGACAUUACCAGAUGAUGUACCAGGAGAACUUCCAGGAAUCUCAGUCGUUAAAGAAGAAACAUGGUUGUUGUACUUUGAUGGAUCCGCCACCCCUAGUAAUGAUAUUGGAGGAGCGUGCAUAGUCUUGGUCUCUCCAUCAGGAGAGUUACUGAAGUUGCUAGAGAUAAUGGCUGGUAAGAAGAGUACAUUGGAUGCCUUAACUGAUAAGGCUGUUGAUGAGUACACUGCUGAUAUACUGGAGUCAAACCAAGAAGCAACUAAGAAGCAUGCUGAUUUGGAAGGCCAAAUCGCUGCUGUGAAGACCAUGUUCACCGGAGCCUUGAAAGAGCUAACUGAUGAGUUAAGCGUCUUAAGGAGAAUGGUGGGUAUCAUUGGUUCAGAUUAA
Papaver somniferum (opium poppy) is the source of this 795-nucleotide messenger RNA. RefSeq lists its product as uncharacterized. The record is from RefSeq and is a predicted model, not a curated record. Lineage: Eukaryota; Viridiplantae; Streptophyta; Magnoliopsida; Ranunculales; Papaveraceae. The transcript is spliced from 3 exons. The coding region runs from base 1 to 795 and encodes 264 amino acids.